Molecule: messenger RNA, 4757 nt
Organism: Salvelinus fontinalis (brook trout)
Lineage: Eukaryota; Metazoa; Chordata; Actinopteri; Salmoniformes; Salmonidae
Product: zinc finger protein 345-like
Exons: 4
Coding region: 415-2712 (765 amino acids)
Biological process (GO): regulation of immune system process; negative regulation of transcription by RNA polymerase II; regulation of cytokine production
Source: RefSeq, a predicted model, not a curated record
AAGUUGCUGCCCUGCUAUUAAAGAUGGUAGCCAGUUAAGAGUCGAGCUAGUAGCUUUUAAGCAAGAUAUUCAUCUCAAUAUAAAACAAUACAGCGCCGUAGAAAAUGACCAUUAGUCGAAACUGACGAGAUACAGCCUACCUGCCUUUCCACGUGGAAGAAAACGGGGGACAGAGACUUGCUAACUACGUAGUUGGCUUUUCUACAAGGAAUCUGGUGUAUGGACUUCCUGCUGUCUUCUUCUACUACAGGUCAUCUAAAGUGUAUGGACUUCCUGCUUUCUUCUUCUACUACAGGUCAUUUACAGUGUAUGGACUUCCUGCUGUCUUCUUCUUCUACAGGUCAUCUAAAGUGUAUGGGCUUCCUGCUAUCUUGCCAUUGACUGCAUUGUUGUUGUUCCCAACAGCAGGACAACAUGAGUGGAGAGAGGGAAACAUUGUUGGAUGAAAUCGAACAGACUUUAAACUGUCUAACCAAGGACAAUUUACUUUACCUGUGUGAACGCUGUGGAAUAGAUGGCUCCCAAGUUACAGGAAAGAACCAUCGCUCGUUGCGCCGUAAAAUCUUGGAGGAAAUGUGGGAAAAUGCAGAUUCGGUCAAAUCGGAGGAGCAGGGAAUGUCUUGGUUACUCCGACUGAAAGAUGACAUCAGAAAGAUACAGGAAGAAUCUACUGUGUCACCCAUGAGUCACAGCCAGUCUGAUGAUGAUGCUACAGACUGCGAUGAAGAAUGGGACAUGGAAAACAAGGAUUGGUUUCUUAGCAACGGGCUGGAGGCAGCUCCAGAGAACCACACCCCAGAGCAGUGGCAGAGGGGUGACACGUCUCUCCCACCCGCCUCCCCUCUCCCCGAGUCCCCAGGUCCUGCCUCUCCCGCUAGCACAUUACUACUGGGUUUGAAGAGGGUGUCUGUGCGGCUGGUUGACUGCAGGAAAACACUGGAGCUGAGUGGAACUACGAGAGUAGGAGGAGAAGAGAAGGGAUAUGGAGAUUCAGAUUCGACGUCAUCAAGUAGGAACAAUGGGGACAACCCUAACUAUCGCUCGCUCAGUGGGAAGAACUUAUCAUCUGGGAAGGCUCCAGGGUUGAAAGUGAUCCAGCGACCUUAUAGCUGUCAUGUAUGUGAGAAGAGUUUCACUCAAUCAGGAAACCUACGACGGCACCAAAGAGUACACACAGGAGAGAGACCAUAUGUCUGUCUUAUAUGUGGAAAGAGUUUCCGUAUGUCAGGAACACUGACUAGACACAAGAGAACACACACAGGAGAGAAACCAUAUGGCUGUCCUAUAUGUGGAAAGCGUUUCCGUACAUCAGGACAAUUGACUAUACACAAGCGAACACACACUGGAGAGAAACCUUAUAGCUGCGAUCAAUGUGGGAAGAGUUUUACUCAAGCUUGUUCCCUGACUGAACACAAGCGAACACACACUGGCGUGACGUUCCACUGCUCAGACUGUGAGAAGAGCUUCCCUACAUCAGUGAAGUUGAAACGGCACCAGCAAACACACACAGGAGAGAAACCUUAUCGCUGUGAUCAAUGUGGGAAGAGUUUUGCGAGAGCUUAUUCCCUGACUGAACACAAGCUAACACACACAGGAGAGAAACCAUAUGUCUGUGAUCAGUGUGGGAAGAGAUUUACUAACUCAGGAACACUGACUUUACAUAAGCCAACACACACUGGAGAGAAACCUCGUAGCUGUGCUAUAUACAGCUGUAAGCACUGUGAGUGGAGUUUUGCUCAUUCAGAAGACCUAGCAAGACACCACCAGAGAAAACACAUGUGGGAGGGUAUUCAUGUCUGUGAUCAAUGUUGGAAGAGUUUUGCUAGUUCUGGAGACCUGAAUAUACACAAGCGUAUACACACAGGCGAGAAACAAUAUGUCUGUGAUCAGUGUGGAAAGAGUUUUUCUAGUUUGGGAAACCUGAAUAUACACAAGCGUAUACACACAGGCGAGAAACCAUAUGUCUGUGAUCAAUGUGGGAAGAGCUUUGCUUCAUCGGGAUUCCUGACUAAACACAAGCAUAUACACACCGGAGAGAAACCUUACAGUUGUGAACAGUGUGAGAAGAGAUACAUUUCCAAAGGAGAGUUGAGAACCCACCAGCUUGUACACCCCAGACAGAACUCUCUUUUCCUGUGCGAUCGAUGUGGGAAGAGCUUCACACACAUGGGAUCCCUGAAUGUACACAUGCGUAGGCACACAGGAGAGAAACCCUACCGCUGCGAUCAAUGUGGGAAGAGCUUUAUUCAGCCAGUAGAAUUGAAAAUGCACCAACGAGUGCACACUGGAGAGAAACCCUACAGCUGUGAUCUAUGCAGGAAGAGAUUCGCUCAGUCAGGACUGCUGACUGUACACAAGAGAACACACACUGGAGAGAAACGUUAUAAAUGUGACAUAUGUGGGAAGAGAUUUGCUCAGUCAGGAAACCUGAAGAGUCAUCAGAAAACCCACACAGGCAGAGAGAGAACCCGCCCAGGCGGAGAGAGAACCCGCCCAGGCGGAGAGAGAACCCGCCCAGGCGGAGAGAGAACCCGCACAGGCGGAGAGAGAACCCGCACAGGCGGAGAGAAAAUCCACACAGGUGGAGAGAGAAGUCUUUCAGACAGAGGACUGAAUCACCUCCACACCUCCAUCCUCUCAGGCAUCAGUUCUCAGGAUCCCUCUGUCGACUCUGGGCAAACAUCACAGGAUCCCUCUGUCGACUCUGGGUAAACAUCACAGGAUCCCUCUGUCGACUCUGGGCAAACAUCACAGAAUCCCUCUGUAGACUCUGGGUAAAAUAGCCCACUUUGUAUUCCAUAUACAGUGUACAUUGCAUGGAGGCGGCAGAGGACGAAGUGCUGCUGGAUAUGUACGACACAGUCCCCCCUCAAGUAAUAUUGGUUAGUAUUUUGUUACAAUACGAAUAUCCGUAAGUGAUUUUAAUAUGCGUUUGUGCCUGACCAUGUCCACCGGGAAUGUUUAUUGGUGGCUAUGUUUUGUUUUAAAGUGGCCAUGUUUUGUUUUAAAGUGACCAUGUUUUAAAUUACUAGACUAGAAUAUAUUGCCUUACGAGAAUUUUGUCCAUAGAGGGACACCAUUAUCAAGUUUCCUGCAGAUUCAGUCAUUCGGUUGCAGAGGAGUAACGUUUUAAGGGUUUUUCACUCAAUUCAAAGUGGCAGAAAAUCCAUCAUGGCGGUCCUUAUGGUUCUCUGAGGCACAUGUGUUCCUUUUUUUUUACCCCCUUUUCUCCCCAAUUUUGUGGUAUCCAAUUGGUAGUCGUUACAGUCUUGUCUCAUUGCUGCAACUCCCAUACGGACUUGGGAGAGGCGAAGAUCGAGAGCCAUGCGUCCUCCAAAACACAACUCAACCUAGCCGCACUGCUUCUUGACACAACGCACAUCCAACCUGGAAGCCGCACCAAUGUGUUGGAGGAAACACAGUACACCUGGCGACCUGGUCAGCGUGCACUGCGCCCGGCCCGCCACAGGAGUCGCUAGUGCGCGAUGAGACUGCAUCGCAGUGCAUCGGCCAAACCCUCCCUAACCCGGACGACGCUGAGCCAAUUGUGCAUCGCCCCAUGGGCCUCCCGGUCACGGCCGGCUGCGGCAGAGCCUGGGCUCGAACCCAGAAUCUCUGGUGGCACAGCUAGCUAGACCACUGCACCACCCGGGAGGCCCGCAAAUAUGUUCCUUGUGAGUAGAAGGAUCUAUAUCCUGCAUUUCAUGACUUUAGGUCAAACGGGGUGAAGGGCGCGAUCUUUCAAAGUUUGCAUUUUCAAUCUCUUGUUAUAGCGCCACCGUCUGGUCAAUCAGUGUGAUCUCUAAAUGGCAGGACGCAUCAUUCACCCAAGUUUUGUCAAAAUCGGGCCAGUGGUGUCGGAAAUCGUGUGUAAACAUACCUGAACAUGUACAAACGGAUCAACAUGGUGCUUUCCAGAUAACUGGGAACUCUGUUGGGAGGGGAGGGGCAAUGUGUUCCAGAUGAGGUCAUGACAUCGGUGAUCUAUAACGGCUGAAACAUGCAAUAGGAGUGUGUUCCUAUGCUUAGACGUUGCUGACUACUGACAGCUCUUAAAAUGCCUGGAUAGGUAUUUCACCUAUCAGCUCUUACAAUGCCUGGAUAGGUAUUUCACCUAUCAGCUCUUACAAUGCCUGGAUAGGUAUUUCACCUAUCAGCUCUUACAAUGCCUGGAUAGGUAUUUCACCUAUCAGCUCUUACAAUGCCUGGAUAGGUAUUUCACCUAUCAGCUCUUACAAUGCCUGGAUAGGUAUUUCACCUAUCAGCUCUUACAAUGCCUGGAUAGGUAUUUCACCUAUCAGCUAACCACAUAUUGUUAUAGCCUGGCGAGGAGAAGCUCUGCAGACCGUGUCCUGAAGUAAUUUAGCCGCACUCUGUAGAGUUGCUAUUUUCUCAAGUUUUCUCAAUGAACUUGACAUUCCUGGAUUACUCAUUAUAUUAAUGAAGUCUGAUUCAAUCAACAAAUACGAUGGUCCAUUUUUUUUUUUUUAAGGUUAAGGGUCCAAGACUGUGUACAUAUCUGGUGGCUGUGUUGGCAAAAUCACUGCAAAUCCCAUCGUGCCAUGUAGGGAGAGGCUGCCCGUUGUCACAGUUCCAAGACCAGUCAGUAACGUCCAGCUAAACCCCUACGUCAAUGACGCCGGUGGAUCUUUAAACUGAUCUUAGGUUUGCUUUAAGUUGCAAUAAAACACGACGGAUGGUUCGAACCAGUCAUGACUAUUCAACAAAACAAUAAAUCCUUUUCAACUUUCUUUGAA